Molecule: messenger RNA, 1092 nt
Organism: Erigeron canadensis
Lineage: Eukaryota; Viridiplantae; Streptophyta; Magnoliopsida; Asterales; Asteraceae
Product: probable serine/threonine-protein kinase PBL23
Exons: 5
Coding region: 41-1054 (337 amino acids)
Biological process (GO): protein phosphorylation
Molecular function (GO): ATP binding; protein kinase activity
Source: RefSeq, a predicted model, not a curated record
GAAUUGGGAAUUCGAAAUAGUACAAUUUAUUGACAAGAAGAUGACUCAAGAGGCCGAAAAUGGCUUGCCAACAGAAAAUAACAAGCAAAAGUUGGUAGCAGAGGAGGUACUGAAACAUGGGAUGAUAUCAGAAGAAGAUGUAGCCGAACUCUACACUUUUCGGGACCUGGCCCACGCUACCGAAAACUUCAACCCUGAUUUGCUCAUCGGGAAAGGCGGAUUUGGGAGGGUUUACAAGGGCCAUCUCCGAGACAACGACAAAGCUGUGGCAGUGAAGCAACUGGACAUGAUUGGAGUACAUGGAAAUCCUGAAUUUUUAGCCGAAGUCCUCACAUUGAGCCGCUUGCACCACCCGAAUCUUGUUAGCCUUUUAGGAUACUGCGCCAAUGGGCAUCAAAGGUUGUUGGUAUACGAAUACAUGACCAAUGGUUCAUUAGAAGAACACCUCUUCGAUUUGGAUGACAACAAGACGCCACUCGAUUGGCAUACAAGGAUAAUGAUAGCUAAAGGAGUCUCGAAAGGGCUAGCGUACUUACAUGAUGUGGCCGACCCUCCUAUCAUUUAUCGAGAGCUAAAAUCAUUGAAUGUAUUACUCGAUCAUGACAUGAAUCCUAAGCUUUCCGACUUUGGGUUGACUAACUUUAGCCCAAAAGAAGGCGAGGAUCAUAUAUCCACCAGAGUGAUGGGGACCUGCGGAUAUUCUUCACCCGAGUAUGCAAUGACAGGAGACUUAACGACAAAAUCAGAUGUUUAUAGCUUUGGGGUUGUGUUUCUUGAGUUGAUCUCCGGAAGAAGAGUCAUCGAUGACAAAAGACCAACGGAUGAGCAAAACCUCGUUAUAUGGGCAAAACCAUUGUUAAAAGAUCACAGUAAGAUUCCAGAGGUGGCCGACCCAUUGCUAAAUGGGAAUUACCCGAUAAAAUGCUUAUAUCAAGCUGUCGCAAUUGCGUCAAUGUGUCUACAAGAAGAAGCAAGCACCAGACCGUACAUGAGUGAUGUCGUUGUGGCUCUCGAGUACCUAGCCACAUUUCAAGAUAGUGAUGAUGAUGAAUAGCCAUUAUAAUUCGGAUGGACUUGAACCAAGUAACAAAU